Penicillium arizonense is the source of this 438-nucleotide messenger RNA. RefSeq lists its product as uncharacterized. Lineage: Eukaryota; Fungi; Ascomycota; Eurotiomycetes; Eurotiales; Aspergillaceae. The record is from RefSeq and is a predicted model, not a curated record. The coding region runs from base 1 to 438 and encodes 145 amino acids. The transcript has a single exon.
AUGCCAAAGAUCAAUGAAGUGGAGUCUGAUAAGUGCCCCUGUGGGGAAGGAUCCUCUCAGACGCCGAGACGCGUCUUGCUUCAAUGCCAGACAUACGGCGUAUUGAGAAAGCGUCUAUUUGACCAGUUGCAUCGAGCAAUUGGGCCAUUUGAGCUGUCUAAUUAUGACAGCAUCGUCUCUAACCCGUUGGCAACCCGCUACGUUCCCAAAUUCAUGCACCAAACCGGUCUUCUUGCUCAGUUUCAACACGCUGAUCAAGAAGAGUCCGAUGAUGAAUCCGGAGACCAUGAGGCCAUGGAGCAGAGUCCCGAAGACGCUGGGCACUCACCACCGCUUGCCACCACGUUUGAGGAAGGAGAGAGCCUCACUCAGCUAUUCGAAUACACACUGCCUGGCUGGGCAAUGAACAACGAUAAUCAGCAAUCGAGGCUGAAGUGA